Molecule: messenger RNA, 8758 nt
Organism: Cyprinus carpio (common carp)
Lineage: Eukaryota; Metazoa; Chordata; Actinopteri; Cypriniformes; Cyprinidae
Product: protein turtle homolog B-like
Biological process (GO): cell-cell adhesion
Molecular function (GO): protein binding
Source: RefSeq, a predicted model, not a curated record
GUCUUCCAUAAAGGCGCUGGUGCAGGUGCUCUGUCUCUUCGGGGGAGGAUGCCAUAGGAAGGACGGGCAGGGGGAAAAAAAUGAAGGAAAAAAAACGCUGAGAGAGGAGAGCACAGGAUAUGAUAAGCAGGGUAUCAGACUGGAAACGGAGGACACUGAAUAUGAAAGAUUUAUUGAAAGGGGCACUUUGAGCUAUUAUUCCUGGUUGGCAAUAGUACUAUGAUUUGGUAUGUGGCCACUUUGAUAGCAAGUGUUUUCAGCACCCGAGGAACGGCAGCUCAAGGUGCCCACGGAGUGAGAGAGGAGCCCCAGUUUGUGACGGCCCGUGCAGGAGAGAGUGUUGUUUUGGGAUGUGACGUGAGCCACCCCCUAAACGGCCAGCAGACUCCCUAUGUGGUGGAGUGGUUCAAAUUCGGUGUGCCUAUUCCCUUCUUCAUCAACUUCCGUUUCUAUCCUCCUCAUGUGGACCCUGAGUACGCCGGUAGAGCCAGUCUGCAUGGCAAAGCUUCUCUGCAGAUCGACCAUGUGCGCUCGGAAGACCAGGGCUGGUACGAGUGCAGGGUCCUCAUGCUGGAACAACAAUACGACACCUUUCACAACGGCAGCUGGGUUCACCUCACAGUCAACGCGCCCCCUAUGUUCACGGACACGCCACCUCAGUACGUUGAGGCGAGGGAGGGUGGCAGCAUUACUCUGACCUGCACUGCCUUCGGAAACCCCAAGCCGGUGGUCACCUGGCUGAGAGACGGGGAUCAGCUGACCAGCACAAAGAAAUACACGGUGAGUGACGGCAGUCUGACGGUGCAGGCCAUCACUCGGGAGGACCGGGGGGCCUACAGCUGCCGUGCCCACAGUGACCAGGGGGAGGCGCUACACACCACCCGCCUUCUGGUGCAAGGUCCUCCAUACAUCGUGUCACCACCUGAGAACAUCACUGUUAACAUAUCCCAGAAUGCCCAAUUUACGUGCCAAGCAGAGGCGUAUCCUGGCAACCUGACCUACACCUGGUACUGGGAGGAGGACAACGUCUACUUCAAGAAUGAUCUGAAGCUCCGCGUUCGCAUCUUUAUUGACGGAACCCUCAUUAUCUACAGAGUGAAGCCAGAGGAUGCUGGGAAAUACACCUGCAGCCCUAGUAACAGCCUGGGCAUCUCCCCCUCUGCUUCAGCUUACCUGACCGUGCAAUACCCCGCCCGUGUUGUGAACAUGCCACCUGUCAUCUACGCCCCAAGAAAGUUGCCGGGAAUCAUUCGCUGCCCAGUGGAUGCCAACCCCCCAGUUACGUCAGUCCGAUGGGAGAAAGAUGGCUACCCCCUCAGAAUCGAGAAGUAUCCUGGAUGGAGUCAGAUGGCGGACGGAAGCAUUCGGGUGGCAGAGGUCACUGAAGACUCCCUUGGCACCUACACCUGUGUGCCUUACAAUGUCCUAGGUACCAUGGGACAGUCCCCUCCGGCCACUCUGGUGCUAAAGGACCCCCCUUACUUCAACGUGAGCCCCGGGGGGGAAUAUCGUCAGGAGGCGGGAAGAGAGCUGGUCAUCCCCUGCGCUGCUUCUGGAGACCCUGAGAUUCCAACCAUCGUAUGGAGAAAGGUUGGGAAGCCCAGCAGAAGCAAACAUAACAUCUUACCAAGUGGUAGCUUGCAAUUUGUCUCUCUGAGCAAAGAGGAUCAUGGGGAGUGGGAAUGUGUUGCCACCAACGUAGUAACAAGCAUCACUGCCAGCACACGCCUUUUUGUAAUAGGCACUAGUCCACAUGCGCCAACUAAUGUCCACGUGUCAGCAUCCACAAGCUCCGCUAACGUUUCCUGGGAACCUGGAUAUGACGGAGGCUUUGAACAGACGUUCUCGGUCUGGUAUGGCCCGGUAAAGGUGAAGAAUGAUUUAGGGCCACAUGACUGGCUGUCCAUACCUGUGCACGGCUCUCAGACGUGGUUGGUGGUCCAGGGGUUGGAGCCAAAGACUGCCUAUGAAUUUAGUGUGUUGGCCCAGAACAAGCUGGGCACUGGUCCCUUCAGUGAGGUAGUCACUGUGACUACAGGAGGGUAUCCUAUAAGUACCCCUGAACCACUGGUGCUUCUAACUCCACCACGGUGCCUCACAGCCAACCGGACACAGCAGGGUGUAUUGUUGACAUGGCUUCCUCCAGCCAAUCACUCUUCACCAAUUGACCGUUACAUCAUCGAGUUUCGUCUGGGGGAAAGAUGGGAGGUUCUGGAUGACUUAAUUCCAGCCACUGAGACUGAGAUCAUAGCAAGAGAUCUUAUUCAGGACUCUUGGUAUGAAUUCCGAGCGCUGGCUGUAAUGGAUGAUCUUGUCAGUGAGAGCAGUAAUGUGGUGGGAGUGUCAAGUACAGACCCCUUCCCUCCCACAGAGAUCUCAGACGAGGGGCUGGCCAAGCCAGUGGUGGCUGGCAUCGUGGCCACCAUCUGUUUCUUGGCGGCUGCCAUCCUCUUCAGCACACUUGCUGCAUGUUUUGUCAACAAGCAGCAUCGUCGCAAGCUCAAACGCAAACGAGACCCUCCACUAUCGAUUACGCACACAAGGAAAAGCAUUGAAUCUCCGCUGUCCUCUGGGAAGAUCAGUCCUGAGAGCAUCACUUCCUCCCGGCCCCCAUCUCUGGCCAGCCUGGGUGGCCAUGGUCUUUACGUUAAGAAGUUGCCAAGCCCCAGGAAAGAGAAAGAGCUUUCCCUCUAUAAGAAAACCAAGAGAGCAAUAACCAGUAAGAAGUACAGCGUGUCCAAGCACGAGGCUGAGGUCACCACGCCCAUCGAGCUGAUCAGCCGUGGACCUGAUGGCCGAUUCGUCAUGGAUCCCAGUGACAUCGACACAUCCCUCAAGCCACGACGCAUUGAGGGUUUUCCUUUUGUGGAGGAAUCAGACUUGUAUCCUGAGUUCCGCCAAUCAGAUGAGGAGAACGAUGACCCAGGGCCCCUACCCCCAGUCAUGGCCACCCUCAGGCCCCAGAUAUCCGUGUCCUCCAGCCAGGAGUCCUACAUGCAGCCCCCAGCCUACAGCCCCCGGUUCCAGAGGCCUAUGGAAGGUAUGAGCAUCUCGGAGGGUAGUCGGCUUCAGGCCACAGGGCAGAGCCGGGUCUCCCAUUUUCACAGGGUCUUCCCUCCAGGCCCCUUCUAUGGCUAUCUAGGUAGUGGUGCUGAGGUGGAGCUUCACCCUCCUUUUUACAUGCCUGAUGUUAGUCCACGUAGCUCUGCCAUGUCCUCCUCACCUUCAUACCCCCCUGAGGGGCCGUUCCGCCAUCCCACCAUCCCAGAGGAGAGGGAGGAGCUGAGGAUCCAUCAGUAUGGCGCCUCCGGCCACACCCUUCCACUGGUGCAUAGCCCUCCCUCCUCUCGCUCGACCGAGAUCUGGCAGCCUCCUGACUUCCCCUUUCUAGGUCAGGAGGGUCCCCGUCUCGCUCUUCCACCACGUCAUUCCUCAUAUCUCCACCGGGACCUCCCCGAGCCCCCGCCAUACCCCUCCCAUAGUCGUACUCUUAGCACCACCUCUCAGCUCCCUUCAAGCUCUGCUUUUCUUCAGCUGGAGGCCCCUAGAGCCCACCUGAGCAGAUCUCCCGGCAGGUUUCCGCCUCAGGGCCCUUCAGCCAAGCAUAUAACUAUGCAACAGUCCCAGACUCUGGGGCAGUUGAGACACACUGCCCACGGUAUGGGCGUACCAGUGUUGCCUUACUUAGGCGCCACAGCCCGCAUGGGGAGCCCAAGCACACUGCACAGUGAGAGCUCGGACGGCUGGAGGUCUGAGGCCCAGCCUUGGCUGAGUCCCAGGGCGGCACGAAGGAUGGAUCUCGGCCUGCAGCAGGUGGUCCUGCAGCCGUCACGACUCUCCCCUCUCACCCAAACCCCUCCCAGCUCACACACCGGCUCUCCAGACAUUCUCGUCCGCCCUCCUCCCCGCCCCAGUAUCCUGCGGUCUUCCCGCUCUCAAGAGAUGCCCGAGAGUGCCCGUCACCCUGCCAGUGUCUCCUUCUCCCGAAGGUCUCUCUCCUCUUCCCCUGCCACUUCACCUACUCAAGGCCAGAGUGGCCAGCGGCCCAGCCUCAGCUACCAUGCCCACAUGGCCUUUGCCACAUCCGCGGCCAGCUACCCCUCCCAGUCCCCUUCACCUCCUGCGGAGAGCAGUGAUGCUUUCGGCCAGAUGCCAUCUCAGAGAAGGACAGAUGAGGAGAUGCUCCCCUCAGAACCCUCUCCAGGGGAGCAUCUAGGUGCAGUGAGAGUCUCUGCAGGGUCUGAGAGCGUUGAAGCACUGAUUUAUUAUUGUAUUAAUAAAGCCAAGAAAUCAACAGCCAACAAGAACAACAACUCCAGAUUCAAGAAAAGGACAGAUGUGUCCACCUCUCAGACCCAGCAGCCGCAUGCAUCUCAGGCCUCUGAGCAAAGAGAACAUCUCAGCUCUCCCUCAAAGAAAAAGUGGAAAAGUACACUUAGAAAGUCCCCCUGUCUUCAUCUGUCCUCUCUGCUGCGUUGGCUACACCCCAGAGAAGACAGAAAAUCCCUCCUGGCCAGUAUGGACCCUGUCCCCUCAAACUAUAGUUCUCUGCUCUAAGAGGCAACCCACCAAAAAAAAAAAAAAAAAAAAAAAAACACACUAAAACUUAACCUGUGGGGGCAGAUCGUCUCCUUGUCCAUUAGCAAAAAUGUACAAUGGACAAGCUUUCAGUACUGUUUUGUAAACAGUCUAAACUAGAUAUGAUUUAUUAUGUUCUCCGGUUGGCACAAUAUACUACACAUAUCUGAAUUUUCUGUAAAUUUACACAAAGGAAAAACGUACCGGGGUGCUUUUUGGAAUAAAUAGAAAAGAACAGGACAAAUGCUUUUCAUUUGAUAAUAAAACGAAAAUAAUAGCAUUCCAUUACAUGCUAGGAAAAAUCUUGCUGGCCACUUUAGUUUUUGUCAUAACGUUGUCAGAACUGUGUAUAUUGUGAAGGAUAGAGUUAAAUGCUCUGUACAAAUAUGUCUCUCAAGACGUGAUAGUUACUACAGGGUUACUUUUCUUCCUUCUACAAAAUAUACCUCAAAAAAAGAAAAAAAAAAGAAAAAAGAGAGAGAGAAUAGAAAAAAAUAAGAAAAGGAAUAAAUAAUCUGGAACAUAUUUCAGCACUUCUAGCAUAUUUUGUGCAAGAUAGAUUACAAAACAUGAGGGAAUAUUUGUAAGCCCAGAAAUGACAUAUAAAGCACAGAAUAUCAGAGAAAUUGUAAGCUUGAAAAAAAAAAUGAUUGCAGUACUGGACUGGACCUGUGACAAUGUUUGAACAGUUAUUCGGAUUUUGUAAAUUUCAUGCAAAGGUGGAAUUGAAAACUUGUUUCUUCUUAUUUAUUUAUUUUUUUAUUAUUAUUUGCCAUUAUAUUUGACUAAAAUUAUUGGAUAGCUUUAAGGCACUUUUUAUCUAUGUGUGGAGGAAGAUUAAUAUUAGCCCCCUGCUGAAAAAUGAUUCAGGUUCACAUUCAAUUUUAGAAAUAUCCUUUUUGACAUGUUCAGAUGACAUAAGUGCAAAUGUAAUAUUUAAACUGAAGUAGAAUUACUUGGUCCUUGUCUUGCACAAAUGUAGUUAGAAGUGGUGAAAUGCAUUAUUAAUCUUUUCGUCACUUCCUUGAAGUAAAUCAUUUGUUAUAUGUUUGCUUUGGACAUACAGUACACCAAGGAAGUACAGUAGAUAUUGUGCAGACUAAUGAAGACAUCAAUAUAACAUAGAAAAACGAAAUAGUCCUUAUUCUAAUCAGUUGAAAAAAGAUUACCAGUCUUCUUGGUUACUUACAAAAGUGAACCUCCAAAAGUAGCUUGACUCUUUUUGAAAAAAAAAAAAAAAAAGUAAAAAAAAAUUAAGGAAAUUGUAUUGUAAUCUUUCCUAUUUGCCAUCCAUCACAGCUUAUCUGAUGACAUAGCAAAGUUUGUGUUAUUUGAAUUAAUGAUGAGUUUAGUAUUUCUAAAGGAUGUUAAUUGUCUCUAGAGUUCACUAACAGCUGCUGAUCUGCUACCUACAGUGAAAGCUAAUGGAGCGUGUGUUAGUGUAGUUUAACCGAUGGUGAAUGUAUGAUUUGCUCUUAGAAGUUCAGAUUUAUCUGCAUAUUUUCAAUGUGAUGUUUCUCUCUUUUACGCGCCAAAAUUUAUCUUCUUCUUCUGCUAAUGGAAUUUAAUAAUGAGGUACGAUGGAAAAUUGAAUGAAAUCUCAUGCAUUACUUGAAUAAGGCUGAAUAUCCAAGCAGGAAACACUGGGGAAAAUUCUGUGCAUAGAGAUUUGUAGUAGCCAUUUUUAGUUAAGAGGAUUUGACUUGAGUGCCCAAAGGGCUUUUUACUUUGUCUUUCCUUUCUCUCUUUCUUUUUUGUACAACUCUUUUAGUCAACGUGAACACGACUGCUCAGACAUCUUAAUUCGAGCUAUUCAGUAUUAGGUCAGCAGACUCCAUUGCUUAUUUCUAUGUACGUCUCCGUCAUUACUAGCGUUUUCCACCUCACAUGGUGCGAUUCGUAAAGCUGCUUUAAUCGUGUAGUCUCUUGAGAGGAGCAGGGCAGUGUUUGUUUUUAGAUAUUCCUUAUUACCUGCCUUUAGCUGUCAAGAGAAGUGUUAAACUUAGACUUAACUCUGUUUUUGCUAUGUGUUUUGUCAAGUUCUGUCAAGAACUCAUUGCUAACAAGUCUCACAACAACUACAUAAUGUUUACAUGAUCUAGAAAUAUAACGUGCAAGGAUGUAGGCACAUUGUACACAUUAUGACUUGGUGCUAUGUCUUUUUGAACUCGUGGUGCUGUGGUUCAGAGGUUAACACACAAACUCACGCACAGUCCUCUGUCUUAAACUAACUAAACUAGCUCCGUUGUGAUUUCCGUUGUCGAGUUCUCCUGGUGAGUAGGACUGCAAGCAAUAAAACCUCCCUCACAGGGCAGGUCCUGUGCGCUCACUCUCUUUAAGUAUGAAAAUGGUUAAAGUUGUUAAAUAAAGUUCGGCUUUUGACAUUCAAUAUGUGCUUACAUUAUCGCGUGAACGUUCAUUGUCACCAUGAAUAAAAACCUGUGUAUUUAGACAGAUUUAUAAAGAAGAACUUGCCAGUCUUGAGGAGGCAACAUAUCAAUGUAUAAUCCAUGAAAUGUACCCACGGUAUGAUAGUAAAUUUUUCAUUUAGCAUGGAAAGGACCUGGUAACUCAAGUUGGUGGCGGUCUGACUCGUCAAGCGGCGGUAUUUCUGUUUUAUAGUUUUUUUUCUUGGACACGAUGGAGUGAUGCAUCCUCGCAUAAAGCUGUCACGCUGAUUUAAGAUGCACAUGCAGUGUCGCUGUAUAUCUGUGGAUGGUGAUUGAUGGCAUUUUCUUCAGCUCCUCUGAUCUUUGAAGGGAGAACCCGACUGAAAUGUUUCUCUUGAAUAUAUAUAUGAUACUGUACAGGUAGAUACGCCCCCUUUUGCUUGUGUAAGAGGGCUCAUUUGCAGGAAGCAUCAUAUCAGCUCUUUGAUUGCCUGUAUUCAGAUUUGUGCUUACUUAUGGUGCUUCGUGAAACUUUAUUUUCUUUUUUGUGUUGAUUGAACAUAACUAACCUUGCAUAAUCAAGAUAUUUCACUCGUUCGGACCUAUCUGUCUUGUUUCAGAUAAUGUACAUCUUUUUGUUCUCGAUUCUUUUGCUGUUCAUAUUAACCAGCACUGAAAACUUAGAAUGUAAUACUGCAUUAUGCACUAAUUUACGACUGUUUUAACAUUAAACCUCAUACUUAGAGCUUAUUGGAAGCAUAUUUCAAAUUGCAUUGUGCUUUUUAACUGCUUUUGAAUUUGUGUUGUACAUUGUUUACAUAUUAUAUUAUCUAAAGAUGUGUUCUGGGCAAACAUGUUUUUCAUCCUGAUCACUUUACAUGCAAUGUAUAAGAGACUGUUUCUUAUGUGAAGAAAAAGAUCAUAGAAUAUUUUUUUUUCUUUCAGAUUUAUUUGAUUGAAUGACUUGAUCGAAGGCUUCUUUUGUUAGUUCAUCUAAUUUAUUUCAGGUAUUAUUCUUAAACAGUAUGGUGCUGUACCAAAGCCUUAUGUACAAUAUUAUUAUGAUGCAUUGUUUGAUUCUUCUGCCACUGCUAAGGAAUUCUCCAAAUUGCUAGACAACUCUGAUUAUGAAACAAGGUGCAGUGUGCCUCUAUCUCCUUGUCCCUGAUUAGUACUUCACAGUAUUUUUCUUGGGCAUUCGGUGUCUCCACAUACUCAGAUGUUAAGAUAUGGUGCCUGGUGUGUCUUCAUGCUGCUAGGAGUAAAUGUUAAAGAUGUUUUGUAUCUGUACUACCAACCGUUUAAGUAUGACAUUGACCUCCACAAUAACUCAGCUGGACACUUCGAUUAAGCAUCUUGAUAUUAAAAGGGAACAACUCUGCAGUAAGCAAAGGCAUUUUUAGAGAAUAAAGGCAAUCCCAUUAUUAUUUUAUUUUUAUUCUAUUGCUUUCAUCAUUUUUAAUAAGUCUUGCUCGAAUAAUACUCCAAUCAAAAAGAAUAUGCUAUCCUGACAAAUGAAUUUUCCUUGUGAGUUACAUCAAUACCAGACCUGGGAAUGAAACAUAUGGAGUGUUAAGUGUGUGUGUUUGUGUGCUGUCUUUAACAGCCCAAUAGAAGUUCUGUAUAGCGGAGCCGUUCAAUUUGCAUUGUUUACAUCACCAGAUAUGCCCAGAUAUGCACAUUUUGGCAAGCUCUGUUAGGUUGACAUUUUCCAACGCUUUGGUCCAUGUAAUAACCCCGUAAAACUUUUUGUAUUUUGAUAUAAUAAUAAUAAAAAAAGAUCAAUUAUA